Messenger RNA from Drosophila serrata, 3463 nucleotides. RefSeq names its product Sodium/potassium-transporting ATPase subunit beta-1-interacting protein (gene NKAIN). Gene Ontology annotation, biological process: regulation of sodium ion transport. NCBI's taxonomy places the organism in Eukaryota, Metazoa, Arthropoda, Insecta, Diptera, Drosophilidae. The record is from RefSeq and is a predicted model, not a curated record.
UUAGGUUUUGGGAAAACAAAUGAGUUUGGAUUUAUUUCAAAAGUAACGGACAGAUCAGGUUUUUUGUUGUUCGGUGCAGUGCAGGCAGCUGCAUUCCUUCUCGCUCUUGCCCCCUCGCUCCUACUCCUGCACCUGUACGUUCUCGGCCCCUACCUAUAGUGUGUGUGUGUGAGUGUCUGUGCACUUGCCACGCUUGACUUGCAGCAACGGGCCGUCUGCAGGCGACGCGGAAAUGCCAUUGGGAGCGACGACGACACUCCACUCCGAUAGCCAGUUCCAGUUCCAGUUCCAGGCCCGAUAAGGACAGGACGGGACCGAAUAGAGAGAUAGCCAGCGAGAGCGCGGCAUAGAGAUUAUUUGCAUAGACUUCUGGAUGGAUUGAUGAUGUCGUGAUGGGCACAUGCUCUUGUACGCGGCGGCACUUUUUGCUGUCGAUAUGCUUCCUGCAAGUGAUAACGAUCGUGGAGCGUCAGGUAUUCGACUUUCUCGGAUACAUGUGGGCUCCGAUACUGGUGAACUUCUUCCACAUUCUGUUCAUCAUAUUCGGGUUCUACGGCGCCUAUCACUUUCGCGUCAAAUACAUUAUUACCUAUCUAAUAUGGAAUUUCCUGUGGAUCGGCUGGAACGCCUUCCUCAUUUGCUUCUAUUUGAAUGUAGGGCAGUUGGACAGGGACAGUGACCUGCUCAACCUGGGCACCGGCAGCGUCUCCUGGUUCGAGGCGAACGGCUAUGGCUGCCGGCCCACCUACAACAUGACCUCGGAUGAUCCGUUCCGGCCGCAGCGGCCGGAGCGUGUGGAGGACUGCCUGCUGGACUAUCCGCUGGUGGAGACGGUUCAGGCGGGCGUGCAGUGCGCUUUGGCGCUGCUGGGCAUACUGGGUGCCAUUCUGAUCAGUUGCAUAUUUCUCGAUGAGGACGACAGAUUCGAUUUCAUGAACGGCGACGCCAAGAGUCCACAGCACACGGUGGUGCAUCCCAUGUACGUGAGCUAUACAAGUAUACCCACAACAUCUGCCAGCGCCACCAUGCAAUCAAACAAGCAUCUGCAGCUGCAGCAAAACUCACUGAAACUCUACCACCAUCAUCACGCUGCUUCCGAGCAGUUGCAGUUGCAGCAGCAACCCAAACUACACCAAUUCCACACCAACAACAGUAGUCACAACAACAUCAACAACAACAACAACAGCCAGAACUACCUGCUGAGCAGCGGCAGCAGUGGCAGCAACAAUAAUACCCUACUUAACCAUAAUGUUCGGCAGCGCGCCAAUUCGCUGCUGCCGCUGUCGCCAGACACAACAAAUAACCAGAGCGCAUCAUUCCAACAACAACAACAAGUCAGCAACCACAACGCCAACCACCCACAACACCUAACCCCCAGCAACAGCAGCAGCCUGCGCCGCCCACGCCAUCACCACAAUAAUCCAUACCAUUUCGCCAACAAGGGCGCCCCCAUCAGUCCCAGUCCCAUGUCCGCCCAGACCACGCCCUCGCUGUCGUACGCCUCGCUGCAGAACUCCAAUCCCUAUCUAGCCAGCGGCGGCGGCAACACUUCGCUGAGCAACAGCAACUACAGCAUCUUCCAGAGUCCGGACUCGAUCCAGGGCAGCAGCAGCUUCUCCCACUUUGCCCGCAUCCAUCACAAGCCCAAGCCGCCCAAGACGGCCCUUCCGGCUCUCUCGGUUCAGGGAGGAAUUGAUUCCAAGCUAGCCUCGCCCGUCCGUCCGCUCGACCGCCUGUCGCGCAACCUCGAGGAAGACGAGGACAACUUCUCGCUACAGCAGUUUGCCCCCGGCGACCAUGGAGUGACCUAUGUGCCCUUCCAGAGUCCCACGCCCAACGGUCUGUUUCUGGGCGAUAACAAUAAUGCCCAGCCGCACUCUGCCGUCUUCCACUUGAACUCUCGCUCCAGUUCCAACAACAAUGCUUAUCCCUAUGAGCAGAACGGCCUGCCCUCGCCCCUUCGUUCGGCCCGUCGACCCACGCAGAUUCCGCUGCCCACGGUGCCCAUGCAUAGUUGCCGGGAGUUGAAGCAUAACGAGGACGAGGAGGCGGAUGCCGAGAACGAGGACGACGAGAUAGAUCGCCAUCAGGUGCUAACGCCUCCGCCACCGCCGGUUCCAAGGCCGCAUAUAUUCCACCAGCGUCUGGGCCAGGCGCCCUACCCCGAUCUCUCGCCGGAGGUGGCCGAGCGCUAUGCCAUGCCCACCCAGCUGGGACCCAGCUCCAUUCAAGCGGCACACGGACACCUACCCGUGCCCCACGGCUCACCCAUGGUGCGUCGCAGUAAUCGGCGGCCAAGGCCACCGAUUCCUGUGAACUUUUGCGACCAGAUUCGCGCCCCUCCUCCGGGGUAUGUGGUGCGGGCCCAAAGCGACGACCGUUUGGAGAACCAAACGCAGAUGGAGGCGGAGGCUGCUCCUCACGUUAAUCGUCGAAGUGGCCGCAAUGGCAAUGGCCAAAAGUCCCGUCCCCGCUCCUUUUGCAACUCUGUAGUGGGCGUGCAGGCCUAGAGUAUGUCCCAAAAGUCUCUCUAUCUCUGACUCUCUGUCUCUUGAUCAUGCUCUUUAACGGGCAGGAUGUUACUAACUCCCCUACACACAAGCCUACACCCACACAUUGCCCAUUCACACAAUCCAAGAUGAGUAACGCGCGUACAUUUGGCUCUCGAGCGCAUGGCGUUAAGCAUCUUGGAGUUUAUACAUACCUAUUUGCGUGUUGCUGUUUCUCUGUUGUGCCUAACCAGCCGGCUACCUGGCCCAGAUCUAGCUUCGGACGAGCUGCUGUCUUUAGUUUAAGUCUAAGUACCAUAAUCACACGCGCGUGCAUACAUUUAAGACUUUCUCUGUGAUAGAAAAGUCGGGAGAAGAAAGGAAAGUCGCUAAAAAAUUUUAUGUUGAUCUGUGAUAAACUAUAAACAAAAAACAUGAACAUGAACAUGAACGACAAACAAACAAACGAUUAUUUCACAAAACGAAUGAGAACGUCACAAACUAUCAUGAUAUAUGAAGAGAUUUGUCGAUGAUAAGAAUGCCAAUUGCAAACAGAGAUGCCUUGGAUGAGAAUGACGGAGAAUGUAGUAGAGAUUAGACAGACAUAUAUAUUGAUGUGUUAUGCGAAGGAGAGCGAAGUCUCUCCGAAACAGCAGCUGCCUUUUUGUUGUUUAACUAAUAAUAUAUAUAUAUACAUAUAUGCUAUAUACACAUAUUUACGAUAAAUUACAAACUGUACUACGAUGCAAACGUUGCCUAUUGAGUUAAGUGCGAGAUUCGCUAUACGAAACAAAGGUUUAUAGAACUGUUAAGUCCUAGUACUAAGUAUUAAGCUUGAGGCAUUAUCGCGAGGCAGAUCCAAAUCUACGUAGCCUAGACUCUAUUUACCAUUUACUGUUUAGAUAGAAUCCCCCUGUUUAGACCUUGAUCUUUGCGAGAUUCGAAGCGUUUCCAAUAAAAGAAGAAAACUUAAA